GCCCACCUAAGCCAGUAGGGCCCUUCCGGUUCUCGGUAUCCCGCCACCAGUGGGUAAUCCGGGACCAGCAGAAUGCUUACGACCACCAAGCUCGCCGCAAGGCAUAUGAUGAUGGUUUCAUGUGGGACAUGAACACCAAAGAGUGGGUCUCGGAGCAUUCCGUUAAAUUUCACCGCUACGCACACACAGGGGAAUCGCAUGCGUUCAACGAGCACCUAGAUCCCUCACCCGUGUUAAAAGAGGUGACGGACCAGACGCUGGAGUAUCGCCUAGCAGAGUGUGCAGCAGCAGACUGCACAUCUGUCCAUGCAUUCCUUUACCCGUUGGUUUCCGACACCUAUUACGGCCCGAAACUGUUCGCAGUGCUGCAGCGCAAUCCGGACCUAAUAUUCAACAUGGUUAAGGACAUUCAUGCACGCCAGCUAAGUUUCUUUGACGAGGCCUUAUUGUAG
Sphaeroforma arctica JP610 is the source of this 452-nucleotide messenger RNA. RefSeq lists its product as hypothetical. NCBI's taxonomy places the organism in Eukaryota, Ichthyosporea, Ichthyophonida. The annotation marks the transcript as partial. The transcript has a single exon. The record is from RefSeq and is a predicted model, not a curated record.